AUCUCUUCCCACCUCCACCAAUGAACAACCAUCCGAUCUGAGAAUAUGAGCGAAGAACUCGUUCAACACGAAUCUCAUUCUCAGCAAUCGAUAUUUAGCCGUUUCUUCAAAAUGUUCUCUUUUAUCUUCCCAUUGCUGAACGUUAUAAAGAUUAUUAUAGCUUCCGUGACCUCCUUAGUCUUCUUAGCCCUUUCUUGUGUAACACUCGGUGGUUCAGCCGUGGCAUUAAUCGUAUCCGCACCACUUUUCAUCAUAUUUAGUCCAAUUCUCGUACCCGCCACUAUUACCACUACCCUCCUAGCCAGUGGGCUCAUGGCCGGUACCACCCUCGGACUGACCGGCAUAGGUCUCAUCACGGGGCUCUUUAGGACUGCAGGAGAAGUCACAUUGGCCUCAAACCCGUUACGAAGAAUUAUAAUAAAUAGAAUUAAAGCAAGACUUGGGGGUGGCGGUGGCGGCGGUUCACGUUUGGCAAUUCUCAAAAAAAUUCUGGGACUCGUUAAUAAAUAUCGUAGCAUGGCUUCAGGUGGAGCUGCAGCAGCACCAGCAGCUGCACCUGCAGCUGAAGCAGCACCAGCAGCAGAUCCAGCAGCGGCACCAGCGGCUGCACCUGCACCCACCUGAUAAAAAACGUUGGUUUAUACUGUUUCAAUAUGUAGCAUAUAUGAAUCAUGUAAUAAUUAACUUAAGAAUUUAUGAUACGGAAACUAAAAAUAAAAUAGCCUUUUUACUAA
Molecule: messenger RNA, 734 nt
Organism: Raphanus sativus (radish)
Lineage: Eukaryota; Viridiplantae; Streptophyta; Magnoliopsida; Brassicales; Brassicaceae
Product: oleosin-B2
Exons: 2
Coding region: 46-624 (192 amino acids)
Biological process (GO): lipid storage; sexual reproduction
Cellular component (GO): monolayer-surrounded lipid storage body; extracellular region; membrane
Source: RefSeq, a predicted model, not a curated record